AUGCCAACAACUUGUGGAUUUCCUAAUUGUAAAUUUCGUUCAAGAUACCGUGGACAAGAGGAUAAUAGACAUUUUUAUCGUAUUCCAAAAAGACCACAAGUAUUGAGGCAAAGAUGGCUUAAUGCUAUUGGAAGAACAGAAGAGACUGUUGUUAGUCAAUUGAGGAUUUGUUCAGCACAUUUUGAAGGAGGUGAAAAGAAAGAAGGGGACAUACCAGUACCAGAUCCAUUACUUGAUAAACCAUUAUCAAUUAAGUUGCCACCAAAAGAAUCUAAAUCAAUUGGAGAAAAAAGAAGGAGGAUAAAUACAACAUUAAAUAACAAUAAUAAUAGUAAUAAUAAUAACAAUAAUAAUAAUGAUAGUAUUAAUAAUAAUAAUCAAAACACAAAUUCACCUAAAAAUAAUAUAUUAGACACUCAUACAAAUGGAUCUCAACAAAGAAACAAUUCUUCAAAACAAAAAGGAAAUGACAUAAUAAACUAUACAGAUUAUAAAAGGAAGUGUAUAAAUCAGGAUACUGAUUCACGACCUUCAAGUUGUAAUCCUUUAAUUAAAAAAGAAAAUUCAAUCGUAAGUGAUUCUAAUUGUCAAGAUUCAGAUAUUUUAAAAAAUAAUAAUCUUGCAUUAUUAAAUAACAAUUCAUCAAUUUUCGGAACACCGAAUUCAUCAAUUUUUGGUAAUCAAAAUUCUUCUAAUUUUGGGCAAAUUUUUCCAAAUUUAAAAUUUUUGCAAUAUCCAUAUUUUUUACCAAACAUGGCAACGACUCGUACUAGUCUGCCUCAUAGACCAUUAGUUGCAUUAUUAGAUGGUCGUGAUUGUAGUGUUGAAAUGCCUAUUUUAAAAGAAGUAGCUACAGUUGCUUUUUGUGAUGCACAAACAAUAUCUGAAGUGCAUGCUAAAGUUUUUAAUGAAGCAGUAGCUGCUUUAAUAUGGCAAAAUAUGAAAUUAGGAAGAGAAGAAUUAGAAAAGUUUAAGUCGUUAAAAAUUAUUGUUAGAAUAGGAACAGUUUCAUCAAAUAUUGAUGUUAAUGCAGCAACAGAGUUGGGAAUUGCUGUUUGUAGUAUAGGUCAAGAUUGUAUUGAAGAGAUUGCCGACUCAACAUUAUCAAUGAUAUUAAAUUUAUAUAGAAGAACAUAUUUUGUUGCAAAGUAUGCUCAUGAAACAAGUAGAGCAAUUACAAUGGAACAGCUUAAAAGUGCAUGUGAAGGAGCAACAAAAAUUAAUGGAUCUACUUUAGGUCUUGUUGGUUUAGGACGUGUUGCAAUUGCUGUUGUCCAAAGAGCUAAAGCAUUUGGUUUUAAAAUAAAAUAUUAUGAUCCAAUAGUUCCACCUGGUUUAGAUAAAGCAUUGGGAAUAAAAAAAGCUGAUACAUUAGAAGAAUUAUUUAAAACAUCAGAUUGUAUAUCAUUACAUUGUCCAUAUAACGAAAAUACACGUUAUCUUAUUAAUGAAAAUACUUUAAAAAUUAUGAAAAAAGGUGUUUUUAUUGUUAAUACAAGUUCAGGAUCCCUUAUACAUGAACGUUCAUUAGCUGAAGCAUUAGCUAGAGGUGAUGUUAAAGCAGCAGCAUUAGAUUGUCAUGAAAUUGAACCAUUUGAUUCAUCAACAAAUAUUUUAUCAAAACUUCCUAAUGUUAUAAACACUCCAAAUACAUGUUGGUAUUCAUCUGAAUCAUGUAAAGAAUUAAGAAUAGCUGCGGCGAAUGAAAUUAAAUUAGCUAUUAUUGGUAGAUUUCCAGGAGAUCUUGAAAAUUGUAUAAAUAAAAAUGAAUUACUUUUAAAUACACAAAAAUCAAAUAUAUCUAAUUCAACAAAUCUUCUUCGUCGCAAUAUCCAACCAAUUGUUAAUAAUUUUACACCUAAAGCGCCUAUGUCCCCAAUGCAUACAACAAUAAAUAGUAGUACAGAAAGUUGUCCAUUAGGAAAUAUUUCUGAUCCUAUUUCUGUUAGUCAUGCUAUUGCUUUAAGUCAAAGAGUUCAAGAAAAAAUAAGAAAUUCAGUACCAGUACCAAAUGUUUCUAUUAAUGCUGGAUUUAGAUUUCCAACACCAUUAAUGAUGGGACUUAAUCCAGGUGUUAGUAAUAAUAAUAAUAUUAAUUUGUUAAUGAGAAAUGGUUUUAAUAAUUUUCAACAUUUAAUAUCUGGUGUACAACAAAGUACCACAAAUAAUAGUGUCCCAAAUUUAUCUGGAACACCAAGUCCAAAUCCUGGAAUUGCAUCAGUUUUAAAUUCAUUAUCUGUAUUUAAAAAAGAACAAAUAGAUGAUAAUAUUGAUGAAGAUAAGAAAAAAAAUAUAUCACCUAAAUUAUCACCAAUUUCACAUGAAAUUGACAAUAAAAAAUGUGAUAAUUUAUUAGAUUCUUCUUCAGAGAACACUCCAAUGGAGCAACAAGAUUGUGAAGAAGAAUUAUUAAAAGAAGAAGACAAUAUAAAUGACAAAAAAUUGUCUAAUAAUGAUAAUAUGACUGAUGAUGAUAAAGUAAAAAUAUAUUCUGAGGAUAAUAUAAAAAUUGAAAGUCCUGAUAAUAUUUUAAAUAAUGAGAAAGUUUCUAAUAAUACAAAUGAUGAGACAAUACCAAUAUCAACAAUUGAAAAUGAAGAAACAACAAAUAAUGAAGAAUCAACAGAAGCUCCAUUAGACGUUGAAAUGCAAAAAAAUAAUUGGUCACAGGAAAAUGAAGAAAACAUAUCAAAAUACGAUGAAAAAAUAAAAAAUUGUGAUAACGUUAGUAAUGAUGAAAUCUCUUAUACAAAUGACUCUCAAUAA
Molecule: messenger RNA, 2766 nt
Organism: Strongyloides ratti
Lineage: Eukaryota; Metazoa; Nematoda; Chromadorea; Rhabditida; Strongyloididae
Product: C-terminal-binding protein
Exons: 5
Coding region: 1-2766 (921 amino acids)
Molecular function (GO): oxidoreductase activity, acting on the CH-OH group of donors, NAD or NADP as acceptor; transcription corepressor activity; NAD binding
Source: RefSeq, a predicted model, not a curated record